Messenger RNA from Parnassius mnemosyne (clouded apollo), 702 nucleotides. The record is from the annotation of a GenBank genome assembly. Lineage: Eukaryota; Metazoa; Arthropoda; Insecta; Lepidoptera; Papilionidae.
AUGAGUCGCAAGAUGUUUUCCGGUUCAAAUAGCUUUAUAGGACUCGAGGAAGCAAUUGAAGCAGUCAUAGCAGAUAGUGAUGAUGACUGUGCAUAUGAUUUGGCGAUAAUAUCACCUGAUCCCAGUGUCGUGACUGACGAAAAGGAAGGGUCUGAUAAGGAUAUGGUAAAAUUUACGUUGCCACGAGAUGUGCCCGGAAAUAUUGUGGUUUUGGUGCGCGAUGAAAGUACUUUGUCGAGCGACUAUGAUUCCAGUGACGAAGAACCAUUGGCCUCAAAACGAGUUCAUCGGCAGCCUAACAUUCAGCCGCGACAGCAAACUCUAGCCUGGAGAAAAUGUUUACCAUCAUAUACUUUUGGCCAUCAGCAUACGUCUGAGGUGCAAGAUAAACAGAAUGCUGUAAAGGAACAGCUUAAAGACCAUAAUCCCGUACAGAUUUUUAAAAAAAUACUGGAUGAAGAAGUAUUACAGCUUAUAUUAUCUAAUAGUAUUUUGUACGCUAAUCAAAACAAUAGACACUUUUUUCAACUUGAUUUACGAGACCUAAAAAAGUUCAUUGCUAUUUUGAUUUUGUCGGGAUAUCACAAAUUGCAUCGGGAAGCAUUAUAUUGGUCUCUGUAUGAGAACGUCGCAGUUGCGCUAGUUUCAAGAGCAAUGUCAAGGAAUAAAUUUCGUGAAAUAAAAGAUAUCUUCAUCUUGUGA